Galeopterus variegatus (Sunda flying lemur) is the source of this 1126-nucleotide messenger RNA. RefSeq names its product sodium channel protein type 11 subunit alpha-like. Gene Ontology annotation, cellular component: plasma membrane; axon; voltage-gated sodium channel complex. Gene Ontology annotation, biological process: membrane depolarization during action potential; sodium ion transmembrane transport; neuronal action potential. The record is from RefSeq and is a predicted model, not a curated record. The annotation marks the transcript as partial. NCBI's taxonomy places the organism in Eukaryota, Metazoa, Chordata, Mammalia, Dermoptera, Cynocephalidae. The transcript is spliced from 8 exons. Gene Ontology annotation, molecular function: voltage-gated sodium channel activity.
GCCUAUGAACUGCAUCAGGAGACCGAGAAGCCCACCAGCCCAGGCGUUCAAAGUGUGGAAAUUGACGUUUUCCCUGAAGAUGAUGCUCAUUUGACCUUACAGAAUCCCCAAAAGAAAUCUGAUGCUACCAGUGUGCUCUCAGAAUGCAGCACCAUUGAUCCACAGAAUACCUUUGGAUGGUUACCUGAAAUGGUUCCCAAAAAGGAACCAGAGAGAUGUUUGCCCAAAGGCCUCUGUUGCUGCUUCCCAUGCUGUAGCAUGGACAAGAGAAAGUCCCCCUGGGUCAUUUGGUGGAAUCUGCGGAAAACCUGCUACCAAAUAGUGAAACACAGCUGGUUUGAGAGCUUUAUUAUCUUUGUGAUACUGCUGAGCAGUGGGGCACUGGUAUUUGAAGAUGUUUACCUUGCUGAACAACCCAAUAUUCAAGCAUUACUAAAUUGCACUGACAUUAUUUUCACAUAUAUUUUUAUCCUGGAGAUGGGUCUGAAAUGGGUGGCCUUUGGAUUUCGGAAGUAUUUCACCAGUGCCUGGUGCUGGCUUGAUUUCAUCAUUGUCAUUGUCUCUGUGACCAGUCUCACUGACUUAAAAAACCUGAAGUCCUUCCGAACCCUACGAGCACUGAGGCCUCUUCGAGCACUGUCUCAGUUUGAAGGAAUGAAGGUGGUGGUCAAUGCUCUCAUAGGUGCCAUACCUGCCAUUCUGAAUGUUUUGCUUGUCUGCCUCAUUUUCUGGCUCAUAUUUUGUAUCCUGGGAGUAAAUUUUUUCUCUGGAAAAUUUGAAAGAUGCAUCAAUGGAACAGAUACAAACUCAGUUAUAAAUUAUACCAUCGUUGCAAACCGAAGCCAAUGUGAAAGUGGGAAUUUCUCCUGGGUCAAAAUGAAGGUCAACUUUGACAAUGUGGGGAAGGCUUACCUCGCUCUCUUGCAGGUGGCAACAUUUAAGGGCUGGAUGGAUAUUAUGUAUGCAGCUGUCGAUUCUAGAGGGGUGAAAAAUCAGCCGGGGUUUGAGGAGAGUCGAAGCAUGUACCUUUACUUCAUCAUUUUUAUCAUCUUUGGCUCAUUCUUCACUCUGAAUCUCUUUAUUGGUGUUAUUAUUGACAACUUCAACCAACAACAGAAAAAGAUAA